Molecule: messenger RNA, 1620 nt
Organism: Ostreobium quekettii
Lineage: Eukaryota; Viridiplantae; Chlorophyta; Ulvophyceae; Bryopsidales; Ostreobiaceae
Source: the annotation of a GenBank genome assembly
AUGGCAGAAAUAGUGGAGAUUGUGACGGCUUGCUUUGAGCUGGCAGUGAAAAUAGAGGAGUGCAUAAGAGCAGCCAGGGAGAGCUCUGAAGCCCAGGAGCGGCUGGCAACACGCAUUCGCACCACCAAGACUGUGUUGAGGGAGAUCGAGGAGCAGUAUGGGGGAGCAACAACGAACGGCUUAAGGCAGGCACUGGAGUGUGUGCAGGAGCAGCUGGAGAGGGCAGCCGGCAUCUUUGAUAAAGAAAGGAAUGAAGGCAGACUCAGGAGACUUUGGGAAGCCAGGGGCAGAUGCGCUGAAUUGAGCGAGCUGGACAAAUGUCUUCAAGGGGCUGUUGGAGUCCUGCUGGUGGCUCAGACGGCACUGUUGGGUGCUGUCCUCAUUCAGACGCACCAGAAAGUUGACGAUGUCAAGAGGAUGCUGGAAAAGCUGACCACAGAUGAGAAAAAUUGGGUCGAAGAGCCAAAGCAAAUAUCUGACACCUUUGCAGAGAAGCUGGCUGACUCUAGUAGCAAUGAGGAGCAAAUGCAGCACAGAAAUGAGGGGCCUCCGAGGUAUGGUCAGAGGACCUCCAGCGGAAGUCUUGUUCCCGCUGCUUCUGAGGAACCUGUGAGGUACAAUCAGCAGAUGCUGCAGUUUCUCAAGCAGCAGAUGGAUACAUUCAACACCAUCUUUACAUUGCCGAAAUUCUACUCCGCCCUAAAAGCGUCCCCGGAGGGUUGGGGCGAGUCCAUGGAAAAGACAAUGGACGCUAUGAAGCUGGGCUGGAUGCUCAUCGACCGCCACAAAAAACAAUUCAAACUUGACACAUUCUAUAAGAUUUAUGAAGCAAAAACUGCAGUGGAAAAGAUCUGCAGCACGCUCAAGGAGUUCCUGGAUGCUUGGGAGUUCCAUGAUGUAAAGAUUGACAAGUCGGUGCCUCAGGAUGCCAUCAAGGCGGACAAAGACGAGCUUCGAGAGUACCUGGCAUUCGUUCUGAGGGAUGGCAGCUGCGCCUUUCAGGGGCUCCCUGAGCACGUGAAGAAGGAAUGGGAGCUUGUUAAGGUGUCGACCAGUGCGAUGCUGGGUAUGGUGAAAGUCCCAGCCACCGACGAGGAAAUCGUGCUGGGGCGGCACAUUUCUGGUGCUGUGUACGAGGGCGAGUGGGAUGGCACGCCGGUGGCAGUGAAGAAGAUGCUCAAGGACAAUGAUCCGUCCAAGUUGGACCUGGAGGACUUUGCCCAGUUCUUCAUGGAAGCUGUGGCAUUGGCAAAGCUCAAGUCGCCCCACAUCGUCACGUUCCUCGCUGCCACCGAGUCUGGCAGGCUGGUGAUGGAGCUUGGGAAGGAGCAGCUCCUCAAGUGGUGUGAGGCCCGGCAGAAGGACUCGCUUGUCGGCUUGGCCCCGGAGGGUCUCCCGCUGAGACUGGGGCUCCUGCUGCAGGCCGCAAAAGCCUUGAAGGAAAAGAAGGCGGCCGGAAACAAGCCCUGCACGCUGAACCCAAACCUGGGAGCGCCAGCCGGGCUGGAGGAGGUCAUGUUGAAGUGCACGGAGACGGACCCGGGGGCCCGGUAUAGCAGCAUGAAAGAGGUCUGCAACGCCUUGGAGGCGGUGAUAAAAGCGGCCGGAUGGAGUGUUUAG